Ruditapes philippinarum (Manila clam) is the source of this 1061-nucleotide messenger RNA. RefSeq lists its product as uncharacterized. NCBI's taxonomy places the organism in Eukaryota, Metazoa, Mollusca, Bivalvia, Venerida, Veneridae. The transcript has 2 exons. The record is from RefSeq and is a predicted model, not a curated record. The coding region runs from base 3 to 1061 and encodes 352 amino acids.
GCAUGUCGAGAAUACCAGAUUACGCUCACAAUUUAUCACCUAAAAUGUCUCAAGUGAUGGAUGGGAUUGGUGUUAACGAGAAGAUAGUGAUGAAAAGAAGAAGAGCAAUGCUACUGAAUGAAUCACUAUUUACGUUACCUCAUCAGCUACUCGGUAAUGAUAAGAAUAUAUUCUUAUUCGGCAGUCAAAUAGAAGGUUCUACAACACUAGGAUUAAAGUCUGACACAGAUUGUCUUAUAUCUGUGAACAUCUAUAAUGUGAUACAAGACUGGAGUGAAUGGGAAUAUGGUAAACGUAAUUUGUUAAUGAUACAAGAUGAGUAUGUCUCACCAGGAUAUUGUUUGUUACAAAUUCUUAGAGAUGAUGCUCCACUACCAGAAGUAGCUGAAGUUGAUGACAAUUCAUAUAGAGACAGAAUGGGGAGAAUAUUGUUGAAUAAUACAUUUUUAAAUGAUGUUGGAAUUAAUGAAUUUAUUAGACACGGCCCAGCCCAUUCUAUACAAGAUGUUCCUGGUGUCAGUGAUGAUGAUUUUGUUUUUGCCUUUCCCUGUCAUUUAAGACCAGUUCAAGCACGGCACUGGUUAAAUCAGCAUAGAGAGGAGCAAUGGCCUACAAAUGGUAUGAUAAAGUACUGUAGUAACACGCAAUGUUUUGUUGUUGGAGUUGGGAAAACAGGAAGUGUAAAUGAAGCGUUUGAAUGGAGAAUAUCCACAUCAAUUGCGGAGAGAUAUUUAAUGUUUAAUCUUAACAUAACACAAAUUAGAUGUUAUGUUUUGAUGAAAAUGAUCUUGAAAACAUUUAUAACUCAAAGAAUUCCCGACAGCAUUUCAAGUUUCAUGUGUAAAACAAUUUUGUUACAUUGUAUUUCAUUUACAAGAUCUGAUACGUGGAAGGAAAAUACUCUCUUUAGUUGUCUAUCAUUUUGUUUAUCAACACUUUACAACUGUGUUCAGAAUGAAUUCUGUCCUCAUUUUUUCAUCACACAAAAUAACUUGUACCUGUCACAAGUAUACCAAUCCAUAUCGCACUAUCUCUUCUUCUUAUGUCAAAAUUCGAUAUAA